Molecule: messenger RNA, 969 nt
Organism: Triticum aestivum (bread wheat)
Lineage: Eukaryota; Viridiplantae; Streptophyta; Magnoliopsida; Poales; Poaceae
Product: protein trichome birefringence-like 6
Exons: 5
Coding region: 1-969 (322 amino acids)
Cellular component (GO): Golgi apparatus
Molecular function (GO): O-acetyltransferase activity
Source: RefSeq, a predicted model, not a curated record
AUGUCUGCGACGUUCCACGGAGUGUGGCUGAAUCACCUGCUACACAAUCUUCUCGAGAGCAGAGACGACACUGCCACCAUUGUUGUGGACAACAAGUUCGAUGCUAGAAAAGCACUGGAGAUGUUGCGUGGGAAGCGCCUGGUGUUGGUGGGGGACUCCAUUGGAAGGAACCAAUGGGAAUCCAUCAUGUGCUUGCUGAGAAGGGCGGUCUUGGAUCCAACGAGGAUUCGUCAAGCAGGUGGCCGCAGGUUUAACAAGAAGAGAGGAUAUUACAAUUUCAGGUUUUUGGACUACAACUGCAGCGUGGAGUACCAUAUGGCUCAUUUCCUGGUGAGCGAAGGCAACAAGAGAGGUGACAACACAGAGACGUUGCGGAUUGACACCAUUGCUCGGAGCUCAACGAAAUGGAUAGGUGCGGAUGUGCUUGUGUUCAACACUGGUCAUUGGUGGUCUCAUCGCAAAACCAAAGCUGGGGUGAAUUAUUACCAAGAAGGGGAUGCCGUCCAUCCCAACCUAGAAGCGAACACGGCUUAUCACAGGGCUCUAACCACAUGGGCGUCGUGGAUUGACCACCACAUUGAUCCGCUGCGAACGCAAGUUUUCUUCCGGACCUCGGCCCCAACGCAUUACAGAGGCGGAGAGUGGAAUUCAGGGGGGCACUGCACGGAGAGCAGGAUGCCCAUCGAUGGUGUCGCUCAUGCGAGGCGGCAUCCGCCGGUGCCCGAGAAGAAUGCCAUCUUGGAGCAAGUGGUGAAGCAGAUGAAGACCCCCGUGACGAUCAUGGACAUCGUGUUUCUCUCUGGGCUUAGGGUAGACGGCCAUCCGUCUGUAUACGGGAGGAAGGGGAAGAAGAUGGGAGGAGUUGAGUCGAGCAUCCAGGAUUGCAGCCACUGGUGCCUUCCCGGAGUGCCGGAUACGUGGAAUGAGCUAUUGUUCUACCAUCUAGCAACACCCUCGCAAAAGCACUGA